This is a messenger RNA of Rhinolophus ferrumequinum (greater horseshoe bat), 2673 nucleotides long. RefSeq names its product chromosome 22 C1orf116 homolog (gene C22H1orf116). Bases 135 to 2243 code for a protein of 702 amino acids. The record is from RefSeq and is a predicted model, not a curated record. NCBI's taxonomy places the organism in Eukaryota, Metazoa, Chordata, Mammalia, Chiroptera, Rhinolophidae. The transcript is spliced from 4 exons.
UGGAGUCCCCCCAGCGGCUGGUUGCCCCGGCGGCGUCUGCCAUCCUGCUGCCGGGACCAAAGCUGGCCCCACGGGUGUCUGGCCUGUGGGCGGCCGGACCGACACGAUGUGGCGGCUCCGCUGCAAGGCCAAGGAUGGCACCCAUGUUUUGCAGGAGUUGUCCAGCAGGACCCGGGUGCGGGAACUCCAGGGCCAAAUUGCCGCUAUCACCGGGAUCGCCCCCGGCUGUCAGCGAAUCCUCGUCGGAUACCCGCCCGAGUGCCUGGAUCUCAGCAACGGGGAUACCUUUCUGGAGGAUUUGCCCAUCCAAUCAGGCCCAGCUUGGGACAUUCUUCGCUUCCCUUCGCUUCCCCUCUGGGAGCACCUUUCACCGUCCCUGCACCUUGCUUCUGGCAAUGCCCGAGAGGGAGCUGUGGCCAGCGGGGCCUGGCUCGGAACCCGUGACCCGCGUCGGCAGCUGUGACAGCAUGAUGAGCACCACCUCCACCCACUCUGGAUCUAGUGACAGCAGCUACGACUUCCUGUCUGCUGAAGAGAAGGAGUGUCUGCUCUUCCUGGAGGAGACCAUUGGCUCAUUGGACACUGAGGCUGACAGCGGACUGUCCACUGACGAGUCUGAGCAAGCCACAACUCCCCAAAGUCCCCGUGUGCUGCCCAUAACCCAGCCUGCUCCCCAGGGACAUCCAGAGGGGAAGAUUCUUCAGCAAGGCCUAGUGCCACGGAGAGCAACUCAGUCCAGCUCAUCCCGUCUGCCUGAAGCCCAAGGCCUGGGCCUCAGAUCCGGCUCCUACAGCCUCCCCAGAAAUAUCCAUAUCGGCAGGAACCAGAACCUCAGGAAAAGCACCACCCAGAGUAAUAACCACCUCCCAGGGGAACCUGAGGGGCUCAUUUCAGACCCUAAGAAAGAACAGGUCAGCCAGAGCAGUGAGCCCGGCCAGGCUCCUGCUGGACCCUGGGAGGCUGCGCUUGAUUUGGACAUAGCCCUCAUCCCCCCACCAGAGGCUUUCCGGGACGCCCAACCUGAGAAGUGUGGGGAAGACUGCCUGCCCGAAAGGCCAGAGGAGCAGAGCCCCACACCCCAGCUCCACAUGUCACUCAGCCCCCAGAAGAAAAAAGAGAUUUCUUCAGAGGCCAUGUCCCAAAGGGCCAAUGAGAAAGGCUCAAUGAGGGCACCAGGACAACCUCAGCCUCCUCCUGCCACGUCGUCUCAGAAUUCAAGAGCUUCAGAUGCUCCCAUGUCAUCAGAGGGGGAUCCAGAUGCUCAGCUGGCUCCCCUCACAAUGCCUAAGCCCCGGAAGCUGCCACCUAAUAUUGUUCUCAAGAGCAGCCGAAGCAGUUUCCACAGUGAGCCCCAGCACUGGCUGUCCCGCCACUCUGAGGCUGCCCAUGGAGAUUCCAGCCUGGUCUCCUCUUCACUGCAGGAGCAGAGGAAAGCACGCAAAGAAGCACUAGAGAAGCUGGGGCUACCCCAGGACCAAGAUGAGCCUAGACCCCACUUAAGUAAGCCCACCAGCUCCAUCAGACUCAAGGGGACUCAUGCUCAGGGCCCCUUCCCAGCCCCAGCUCAGCCUGCAGCUCAGGUCUCAACAGCUGGGCCUGCUUCAGGGAAGGCUUCAGCUCCUGCUCCAACCCGGGGACCUACUCCAAUGAAAGCUCUUGCUCUCGCUCCAGCUCCAGCUCUAGCUCAGGGGUCUUCUUCUCCAAGCAAGGUUUUGAUUCCUACCCAGGAACCCACUCCAGGGAAGGUUCCAGCUGCCAAAUCACUGCCAAUUCCCAUCCCUAAGGCCCCAGGUGUAAAUAUUCCCCUGUCUCAGUCAAAGCCAAACUCAAGGCUGACUCUCCAGGAGAAAAACAUCCCUGGCCUGAGACAAAUAAACUUCAAGUCCAAUACUCUGGAGCGUUCAGGGGUGGGGCUGAGCAGCUACAUCUCAGCUGAGAAAGAUCCCAGCCCCAAAACCAGCACCUCUCUGGGAAAAGACUCCUUGGACAAGAUCUCACCCAGUGUUUUGCGUAAUUCCCGGCCCCGCCCUGCCUCCUUGGGCACAGGGAAGGACUUUGCAGGUAUCCAGGUGGGCAAAUUGGCUGACCUGGAGCAGGAGAAGAGCUCCAAGCAUUUGUCCUACCAAGGACAGAGCCGUGACAAGCUGCCGCGACCCCUCUGUGUCAGUGUCAAGAUCUCCCCAAAAGGUGUCCCUGAUGAACAUAGAAGGGAGGCUCUGAAGAAGCUGGGACUGUUGAAGUAGACCGACACUGGCCACCAGCGCUGCCCGCACAACCUCCGCCCCUGCCUCCAGUAGAAGAGACUCAGGGCUCCGUGUAGGAGCCUUUCCCACCUUACAACUAGGGGUUGGGCAGGGAUGGGCUUCUCUCCAAUGCUCUCUUCUCUCUGAGGUGAAGGGGAGGAGGGGUUUAGAGUCCAAGUGUGUGCUCCUAUUCAGGGUGGUUGUGCCAAUGACUGCCUACACGAUUGAUCCACAAGAUGAUUUCCACAAGAGGGUGUGUGUGUGUGUGUGUGUGUGUUAUAGGUUGUAUAUAUCACUGAAGCUAUUUAUACUACACAAGGAUCAUUGCCCAGAAUUCUGCUCACGUUGGAGAUUUUCAUACAUUGGGUAGAGUUCAGCCUAGCCAGACCUGAGCGAAGAGGGGUGGCUAAGCCUGAGAAAAAAACGUCAA